AUGGUGGCAUCAACAAGCGAGCAGUUAACAGCACUUGCUGGAACGACAGUUGUCGUUCAUCCAUUGGUCCUACUCUCCGUUACUGAUCACCAUGCACGUACGGUCUCGCGUACUUCAUCAAAGCGUGUUGUUGGCGUUCUUUUGGGCCAGGACAAUGGCAAGACCGUUAACGUUGCCAAUUCAUUUGGAAUCCCUUUUGAGGAGGAUGAAAGAGACAGCAAGACAUGGUUCCUAGACCAUAACUAUAUUGAGGGGAUGUAUGAUAUGUUCAAGAAAGUAAAUGCAAAGGAACGGAUGAUUGGAUGGUACCACACGGGGCCAAAACUACGAGCUUCGGACCAAGAAAUUAAUGAUCUUUUUAAGCGGUACAUUGCGAAACCAGUUAUGGUUAUCGUUGAUGUACGACCACAGGCCGUCGGAAUCCCGACGGAUGCGUACUUUGCAGUAGAAGAGAUCAAAGAUGAUGGCACGGAAACACGAAAGACAUUUCUUCACGUCCCUUCUGCAAUAGAAGCUGAGGAAGCUGAGGAGAUCGGUGUCGAACAUCUCCUACGCGAUAUCAAAGACUCAACGACCACCACCCUCUCAACACGCGUUUCUGAGCAACUCGCAUCACUUCAAGGACUUCAAUCCCGACUACGAGACGUGCACAAGUAUCUGCUAGAUGUUGCGGCGGGUACGAUGCCAGUCAAUCACCAAAUAAUCUACCACCUGCAAGACGCACUCAACCUACUUCCUGACUUGAGCAAUCCGGUAACAACACAGAGCUUUGCAUCGAGCACAAAUGAUCAACUACUCGUGGUGUAUCUGAGUAGUCUUCUACGUGCCGUUAUCGCGUUACAUGCUCUAGUGGACAACAAAGCCACGAUAGGGCGAGCAGAGCAAGAAGAAGGUAUGGAUGAAAAAGACAAGGAUAAAAAGACGGCCAACGGUGACGCGAAAAAGUCAGAGGAUACCAAGAAGGAUGGGGAAAAGGGAAAAGACUCGAAUAAGAAGGAUGCGGACAAAGGACUAUGA
This is a messenger RNA of Suillus subaureus, 1017 nucleotides long. Its product is annotated as maintenance of mitochondrial structure and function-domain-containing protein. Gene Ontology annotation, biological process: proteasome-mediated ubiquitin-dependent protein catabolic process. Gene Ontology annotation, molecular function: metallopeptidase activity; protein binding. The coding region runs from base 1 to 1017 and encodes 338 amino acids. The transcript is spliced from 5 exons. NCBI's taxonomy places the organism in Eukaryota, Fungi, Basidiomycota, Agaricomycetes, Boletales, Suillaceae. The record is from RefSeq and is a predicted model, not a curated record. Gene Ontology annotation, cellular component: proteasome regulatory particle; proteasome complex.